Molecule: messenger RNA, 1008 nt
Organism: Ctenocephalides felis (cat flea)
Lineage: Eukaryota; Metazoa; Arthropoda; Insecta; Siphonaptera; Pulicidae
Product: three-prime repair exonuclease 1-like
Exons: 3
Coding region: 1-1008 (335 amino acids)
Biological process (GO): DNA catabolic process
Cellular component (GO): cytoplasm
Molecular function (GO): nucleic acid binding; 3'-5'-DNA exonuclease activity
Source: RefSeq, a predicted model, not a curated record
AUGACUUCAAAUGAAAUCAAAACAUUUGUGUUCUUUGAUAUAGAAACGACAGGUUUGCCUGAUUAUGAAUUUAAUAGGACAAGAAUAACAGAGUUGACGAUGGUAGCGGCACAAAGAGAUCAUUUCAUGGAUUGCAAAUAUAAAACGUUGCCUAGAGUUAUAAACAAAUUAACAUUAUGUGUUAAUCCUAGAAGGAUCAUCACUUCAACUGACAUUACAGGUUUGGCAAAUGAUAUUCUGGAACACCAGAGGGUAUUUGAUUUAGAUACAAUAAAAAUGAUAGAACUAUUUUUAUCGAGACUACCAGAACCUGUUUGUUUAGUUGCUCAUAAUGGAAACAAAUUUGAUUAUCCCAUAUUGCAAAAGGAAAUACAUAAACUUGGACAGAAACUAUGUGAGAGCAUUUUAUGCGUAGACAGUUUAAAUGCUUUUAAAGAAUUACAUGAAUUAAAUUUAAUGCCUGAUAACAUAAAUGAUACAAUAACACUAGAUAUAAAACCACUUGAGCAAUUGUCUCAAGAGAAUUCAAUAAUUGAUCAAAUUGUUGUAGAAUCAACAGAGAAAUCUUGCAUGAAUGAUAGCAUUUCCGAUUUAAAAUCAACUGAUGAAUUGGAUAAUUCAAAAUUAUCUGAUGGUAAAUUUAGUGAUUUCAAGAAAGAACUAAAUUAUUAUCAACCUGAGGCUGUGAGAAUUAUCAAUGAAACAACUCCAACACGGUCCACAAGCUCGACAUAUAUUGAAAAUAAUUUAAGAGCUAAAAGAGAACGUACUGAUUAUAAUGAUAGAAAUUGCACAAGUGCAAAAAAGUGCCUUUUUGUAUCUAAAACUAAAACGUCGUUUAAGUUAGGUGAUGUUUAUAAAAGAAUUUAUAAAGAAGAUGCUAAAGAUGCACAUAAUGCUGAAGGUGAUGCAAUAACAUUAAUGUAUAUUGCAGCAGCUUGCGGUUUGAAAUUUUUUAAAUGGUGUGAUGAAAACUCAUCUCCGUUUUAUUUAGUAAAACCUAUUUAG